AUGACCGGGACCGACACCGACAAAACUACCAAGCCUCGUGGAUGCUUCCAAUGUACCCAGCGACGGAUUGUCUGCGACAGGGCCGAACCUUCUUGUCAAAAAUGCCUGAAGAAGGGGAUUGAGUGCAGUGGCCUCGGCCGCUUUCGAUUCGGCAAUGGAGUCGCGACGCGUGGGAAACUAAAAGGCAGCCCCAUCCCUGUUCUCAAUGUCGACCCGGUCUCCGUUUACAAACAAUCCGUCCCUAUUGUCUCGCAGAUUCGAUGGUCUCAUGAGAGGAAGAAAAGGGUUAGGAAGAGCCAUGCUUCGAAGUCAGUCUCGAAUGCACCAGUCGGUGCGCAAGGCGAUACCGUCGAAUGGGUCUCUGUGAUGUCACUCGAGAAUUGUCUUCUGCCGCGCAGCACACCUGCAGACGCCAUUACUACGACGUCGACCUCAACUGCGAUUGCUAUACAGAAGACAAAGCUUGCGCAGGAUUCCGCGACCGCGGUAUCGCCCGGAGAGGAUGUCGAGAAUGUCCGUGCCGACAAGGUCCUACUAUUAACCAGAAGGACGGACCAGCCAAUCCAGCCUUGGAUCGCUCCUUUGAGCUCAGAAAUCCGUGGACUCUUCCACUAUUUUGCCAACAACAUCGCUCCGGUCAUGGUUCUGCUGGAUAUCUCCAAUGGCUAUCGUGACUUCAUCCUUCCGAUGGCUUGUCAGGAUGAGGUGCUGCAGCGCGCUGUUGCCGUGGUGGCUGCGCAGCACGUUAGCCUCAGGCAACCAGCAUUACAGGCGGCAGCAGAAGCAGAUCGCUCCGUCAUCAUAUCCCGCUUGUUGCGGGCCUCCAACGUCGGGUCGCCCGACCAGGUGUUCAACCCGGCUACAUGGGCAACACUGCUCGUACUCCUCGUCGGGGAGACGGUGACUGGUAGCCCGGAGUACAAAUUACUACUUCAGACACUGUUCACCAUGGCCAAGAAUGUCAAAUCAUUGGGGCACACUCACUUGCACGAGUUCCUGCUACAACAGACCGACAUGUUCUCAUUUCUGGGUCGGUCUCUACUCAGUAAAGAUGAGGGUCUUAGGACCUUAAGUCAUCCCGUGGACUCUGGGGUGUGGUUGCCAUCCAGCGUCCGCACAGACGCUCAACACAAUCGGACACUCUGGCUGGCCAGGCGAUCAUUCACUAUUGGCGCUCAAAUCUACCUGAUGCGGAUGACGUCUGACGAAAGCUCAUGGCAUUUGCGGGAAGAGCUGCGCCGGCUGAUUGCUCAGGCACAACCGACGGAUCCAGGAGCCCACGGAUUUGUCUGGCCAUGCUUUAUCGCAGCGGUGGAUAGUACGGAACCAGAACAUCGCGCGUUCUUCACUUAUUACAUGAGAGCCAUUCACUCAAACACUCUCUUCGCAAAUAUCACCAAGGCUAUUGACGCAUUGCCUGCUAUAUGGGAAUCGACGUCGAAGAAGUGGACGGAAACUUUGUCGGAUGUCUCUCGAAUACUCAUUAUGUGA
Aspergillus uvarum CBS 121591 is the source of this 1491-nucleotide messenger RNA. Its product is annotated as Zn(II)2Cys6 transcription factor. Gene Ontology annotation, biological process: positive regulation of transcription by RNA polymerase II. NCBI's taxonomy places the organism in Eukaryota, Fungi, Ascomycota, Eurotiomycetes, Eurotiales, Aspergillaceae. Gene Ontology annotation, cellular component: nucleus. The transcript has 2 exons. The record is from RefSeq and is a predicted model, not a curated record. Gene Ontology annotation, molecular function: zinc ion binding; DNA-binding transcription factor activity, RNA polymerase II-specific; transcription cis-regulatory region binding. Bases 1 to 1491 code for a protein of 496 amino acids.